Molecule: messenger RNA, 5521 nt
Organism: Gopherus flavomarginatus (Mexican gopher tortoise)
Lineage: Eukaryota; Metazoa; Chordata; Testudines; Testudinidae
Gene: DUOX2
Product: dual oxidase 2
Exons: 38
Coding region: 90-5438 (1782 amino acids)
Biological process (GO): response to oxidative stress; superoxide anion generation; protein transport
Cellular component (GO): NADPH oxidase complex; plasma membrane; endoplasmic reticulum membrane
Molecular function (GO): calcium ion binding; peroxidase activity; heme binding
Source: RefSeq, a predicted model, not a curated record
CUCAGCUGCGUGUGGAACCACUGCUCAGCAGCCCAGUCAGCCAUUCGUGAUUAGUGGUGACGGAUCUCCUGCCUCUCCCAGGCACUGUGAUGACCUUGUUCGAUGGCUCCUUCCCCUUCUACCCCAACACCAGGACACCUUUCCCCUUUAACACGACCUUGGUCCUGAUCAUCUCGGUGUUCCUCAACGUGUUGGCCAUGUUCAUUCUCAUCCUGCCUGGAAUCCGGGGCAAAGGGAGGUUCUUCUGGCUCCUGCGAGUGAUCACCAGCCUCUUCAUUGGAGCAGUAAUUCUCAGUGUUAACUUCACCAGGGACUGGGAGAUUGGCUGGGUCACGGCAAACACCUCCUACAAAUCCUUCAGCCGCGCCAUGGUGAACGCAGAAAUUGGUCUGCAUAUCGGCUUGGCAGGGGUCAACAUCACGCUAGUGGGAAACCCAGUGAAUCAGAUCAACGAAACCAUCAACUACAACGAACAUUUUGCCUGGCACUUGGGAGCAGACUACACCUGCAUCUACGCAGACAGCCUGGCGAAGGGGCUGCCCAGCCCCAUCCUAUAUGUGGCAGAGAAGUUUAGCAAGCACAGCCCAUGUGGCGUGCACAGCCAGUACAGGAUCUCCGGCCACUAUACCUCUGUCACUCUGUGGUUGGCCUUCUGCACCUGGCUGAUUUCCAACAUGCUGUUCUCCAUGCCAAUCCUGCUGUAUGGAAGCUACAUGAUCCUGUUCACGGCAGCGCUGCUGAUCUGCUCACUGCUCUUCUUCUCUGUUGCGAGGAACUCCCCGAUGUGCACCAUCCGGUUCGGUCCAGCCUCCUUGCAGACUGUCUAUGGGGCAUCCUUCUGGCUCACGCUAGCAACAGAAGCAUCAGUGGGAGGGUUUCCCAGGAAAAGUACAAUCGUCAUGGCCAGGACUAAGACUUGGAUCCUGGCCUUGGUUGGGUGGCUCCUCUCUGGGACGUGGAGCGUAGUGGGUGCUCAAGAGAACGUUCACUGGGAAGUACAGCGCUACGAUGGCUGGUACAACAACCUCCUGUACCACAACCAUGGCUCUGCAGGUUCCAAGCUGCUGCGUCUCCUGCCAGCUAACUAUGCCGAUGGCGUGUACGAGCCCCUGCAGGAGCCACACGUACCCAACGCUCGCAGGCUCAGCAACGUGGCUGCGCGGGGGCCCUCCGGGCUGGCCUCCCGCAGGAACAGAACCGUGCUGGGUGUCUUCUUUGGUUUCCAUGUGCUCUCGGAGAUCAUGGCGGUGGAGAAUCCCGGUUGCCCUGCUCAAUUCAUAAACAUCCGCAUCCCUGCGGGAGACCCCGUGUUUGACCCUGACAAUGCUGGAGACGUGGUCCUACCCUUUCAGCGCAGCAAGUGGGCUGUGGAGACAGGGCAGAGCCCCAACAACCCCCGAGAACAGAUAAACAUGGUGACAGGCUGGCUUGAUGGAAGUGCCAUUUAUGGCCCUUCCCAUUCCUGGAGUGAUGCCUUGAGGAGUUUCUCUGGUGGGAAGCUGGCUUCUGAGACUAAAGAGAGCUUCCCAAAGCAGACGGACGGGAGAAACUUCAUGUGGAAGGCUCUGGACCCGUCAACAGGAAAGGGGGGCUCUGAAGGGAUUUAUGAUUUUGGGAAUGCCAGAGGAAACGAGAACCUUUUCCUGCAGGCCGAGAGCAUCGCCUGGUUCCGCUACCACAAUCACUGGGCCUUGAAGCUGGCCCAGAAGAACCCCAGCUGGUCGGACGAGGACGUGUUCCAGCACGCGCGCAAAUGGGUUGUUGCUACCUACCAGAAUAUCGUUCUGUACGAGUGGCUGCCGACAUUCCUACAGAAAACCAUCCCGUCGUACCCAGGUUACAAGCAGCAUGUGGAUCCCAGCAUCUCCACCGAGUUCCUGGCUGCCAUGGGGCACUCCCUGGCGACCAUGGUGCCCCCUGGAGUCUACAGGAGAAACAAGAACUGCAAUUUCCAGGAAGUGCUCAACCAAGACAACAGCAAGUCGCCGGCCUUCCGACUCUGCAACAACUACUGGUGCAGAAAGAACCCCAAUGACCGGACGGCGCAGGAUGUGGACGACCUGCUGCUGGGGAUGAGCUCCCAGAUCGCAGAGCUGGAGGACAACGUGGUGGUGGAGGAUCUCAGAGAUUACUGGUAUGGGCCCCUGAAGUACUCUCGCACCGACUACGUGGCCAGCUACAUCCAGCGGGGGCGAGACCUCGGCCUAUCCACCUAUGCCAAGGCCAGGGAGCUCUUUGACUUAAAGCCUGACAUGAACUGGUCACUUUUCGCCCACGUGGACAAAGAGGUCCUUGGGAAUGUAUCUGCCUUAUACGACAAUGACAUCUCCAAGCUGGAACUCCUGCCGGGGGGCAUGCUGGAGAGCAACGGAGACCCUGGAGACCUCUUCACCGCCAUCAUCUUGGACCAGUUUACGCGCCUGCGUGAUGGGGACAGGUUUUGGUUCGAAAACACUAAGAACAGGUUAUUCACAGAUGAUGAAAUUAGAGAGAUUAAAAAGACCACAUUCCGUGAUGUCCUUCUUAGUGUCACCUAUGCGGAGCCGACAGAUGUCCCAAAGCAGGUGUUUAACUGGAGUGCUAGUGAGUCGGAUCCAUGUCCUCAGCCCCAGCAGUUGACUGUGGAAAAGCUGGCAAACUGCACACCCAUGACAGUGCUGGACUAUUUUGAAGGCAGCGGAGCUGGAUUUGGGCUUAUCCUCGUCGCCCUCUGCUGUUUUCCUUUAGUGAGUUUAUUCGUUGCCUGGAUCGUCGCUACUUUCCGCAAGCGCGAUUUCAAGAGGCUGCAGAGAAAAGCGAACCCCAGCAUGAGGAGAGAGGUGUCGGGCGAGGGAGUGCAGGCCUUGGAGUGGCUAGGUCCCAAGACAGACAGCAGUCUCAUCUACCUUCAGCUGCAUCCAGACAGGAUUAUCAAAGUGCUGGACAGCCGGCGAGCCGUGCUCCGCAGCAUCAGUCUGAAAAACCAACAGCAGGUGGACAUGGUCCUCUCCAUCAACAAAGGAAACAAAGCUUUGCUCCUGAAGAUUCCCAAAGAGUAUGACCUGGUGUUGCUUUUUAAUGGUGAGGCGGAGCGAAGUGACUUUGUCCGGAAGCUGACCGACUACUUGGAGAGGAACGGACUGUCUCUCAACGUGUCUGACCUGACGGAACGCAGCCUGCUGAAGAGGGCUGUGACCAAAGAGCAGAGGAAGCAGAUCCUGGAGACUUUCUUCAGACAUUUAUUUGCUCAGGUGCUGGACAUUGACAAGUUGGAUGCCGGAGAUCUCAACUCUGAAACAUCACUGACACCAAAAGAAUCUCUCAAGUGUGAGCUGAGCCGAGCUGAGUUUGCAGAGUCGCUGGGGCUCAAACCGCAGUCCAUGUUUGUGGAGUCCAUGUUCUCGCUUGCUGACAAAGAUGGCAAUGGAUAUCUCUCCUUCCGAGAGUUUCUGGACAUCUUGGUGGUCUUCAUGAAAGGGUCCCCAGAGGAGAAGUCAAAGCUGAUGUUCACCAUGUACGACGUUGACGGGAAUGGCUUCCUCUCCAAGGAAGAGCUCUUCAGGAUGCUGAGGUCCUUCAUCGAGAUCUCCAACAACUGCCUCUCGGGCGAGCAGAUGGAGCAGGUGAUUGCGUCCAUGUUCCAAGCAUCGGGCUUUCAGGAUAAGCAGGAGCUGACAUGGGAGGAUUUUCAUUACAUGUUGCGAGACCAUGACAGCGAGCUGCGCUUCACCCAACUCUGCAUCAAAGGAGUUCCUGACGUGUUCAGGCAAAACAUGAGCAACCGUGUCUCCUUCAUAAACCGGGCCAAUGCCAAUGGGGCAACAUCUCGCCAGCCACAUUUAUACACCGAGGCCCAAAGGACAAAAUAUGAGCGGAGCAAAGUUCACCAGAAGAUCCAGCAGUUCAAGCGUUUCAUCGAGAAUUACAGACGCCACAUUGCCUGCGUGGUUCUGUUCUCCGCCAUCACUGCCGGCGUGUUUGCGGAGAGAGCAUAUUACUAUGCAUUUGCAUCGCCAGCAACAGGAAUUGCAGACACCACCUACGUGGGCAUCGUCAUCUCCCGGGGGGCGGCAGCCAGCAUCUCCUUCAUGUACUCCUACAUCCUGCUCACCAUGUGCCGCAACCUCAUCACCUUCCUGCGCGAAACCUUCCUCAACCGCUACAUCCCCUUUGACGCCGCCGUGGACUUCCAUCGCUGGCUCGCUAUGGCGGCCCUGAUCUUUUCAAUUCUCCACACCGGGGGCCAUGUAGUGAAUGUCUAUAUCUUCUCGGUCAGCCCACUCAGCAUCCUGUCCUGCCUCUUCUCCAAUGUCUUCGUGGAUGAUGGGUCACAGCUGCCCCAGAAGUACUACUGGUGGUUCUUUGAGACCAUCCCAGGCAUGACCGGGGUGCUGCUGCUGGUGAUUCUGGCAGUGAUGUAUGUGUUUGCCUCCCACCACUUCCGGCGCAUCAGCUUCCGGGGGUUCUGGAUCACGCACCACCUCUACGUGCUGCUCUACAUCAUGGUCAUUAUCCAUGGCAGCUACGGCCUGGUCCAGCAGCCCCGCUUCCACAUCUAUUUCAUCAUCCCAGCUCUCAUCUACGGGGCAGAUAAGCUGAUCAGCCUGAGCAGGAAGAAGGUGGAGAUGAGUGUGCUGAAAGCUGAGCUCCUUCCUUCAGGCGUUACUUAUCUCAAGUUCCAGCGGCCACAGGAUUUUGAUUACAAGUCCGGGCAGUGGGUGCGAAUUGCCUGCCUGUCGCUGGGGACAAAUGAAUACCACCCCUUCACCCUGACCUCUGCACCCCACGAGGACGCGCUGAGCCUGCAUAUCCGAGCUGCAGGCCCCUGGACCACCCGGCUGCGGGAGCUGUACUCUCCUGAGAUUGUGGCUGAAAUCGGCAGAUAUCCCAAGCUCUAUCUGGACGGGCCGUUCGGCGAGGGCCACCAAGAGUGGAACAAGUUUGAAGUCUCUGUGCUGGUGGGAGGAGGCAUCGGGGUGACUCCUUUCGCCUCCAUCCUCAAAGACCUGGUCUUCAAGUCCUCGGUCAGCUCCAAGAUGCCGUGCAAGAAGAUCUAUUUCAUCUGGGUGACACGGACCCAGCGGCAGUUCGAGUGGCUGGCUGACAUCAUCCGCGAGGUGGAGGAGAACGACCGGCACGACCUGGUGUCUGUGCACAUCUAUAUCACCCAGCUGGCUGAGAAGUUCGACCUGCGCACCACCAUGCUGUACAUCUGCGAGCGGCAUUUCCAGAAGGUGCUGAACCGGAGCCUGUUCACAGGGCUGCGCUCCAUCACGCACUUCGGGCGGCCCCCCUUUGUGCCCUUCUUCAAGUCCCUGCAGGAGGUGCAUCCCCAGGUGUGGAAGAUUGGAGUGUUCAGCUGCGGCCCCCCGGGGAUGACCAAGAAUGUGGAGCAAGCCUGUCAGCAGAUCAACAAACUGGACCAGACCUACUUUGUGCAUCACUAUGAGAACUUCUAACCCCUCUACACCCCCACAGACGCACAGCCCUGCCCCAGCGUGAGCACUGCUCCCUGGGCUGUGAUGGGGCCAGCUGCUCUGUG